GUUCUUCCACGGAGAUAUUAGAAAAUUAUUGAUUAAACGUCUGUAACCUUCAAGCCUAAUAUUCUCGAUGUAAGAUAAGCCAUGACGUAUUUUUUUAGAAGAUAAAUCCAGAAGAGUUUUAAGACCACAAAUCAUACUUGUUCUCUUUGUUUCUGCUGCGAAUAUGUAUAUAUAGAUUGAAGCAUCGUGAUCAAAUCAUCUUCUUCCUUUUGAACUCCAUCCAACAAUUUAUAUAUAGAGGUGGGUGUCAUUUCUUGUAAUCCAACAUCUCUAUCUACAAACAAACACUUUCUCAGUCUUAGCUUUUCUUUGGUUCAAUAAUGGAUUCAACUACUGCUGAAGUUGCAUACAACUUUGCCCCAUUUCUCCGGGUAUACACAGAUGGCCUUGUAGAGAGGUUGAUCGGCACAGAUGUAGUUCCACCGGCAAUGAAUUCGGAAACCGGGGUUUCCACCAAGGACGUUGUGAUCGCACCUGAAACUGGCGUAUCGGCACGUCUGUUCAAGCCGAACUCCGUCAACCCAGAGAAAAGGCUUCCUCUACUAGUUUACUUCCAUGGCGGAGGCUUCUCCCUAUGCUCCCCUUACUGCUCCAUAUACCAUAAUUACCUUACUUCUCUAGUCCUCGAAGCUGACAUCAUUGCAGUGUCUGUUGCCUACAGACUGGCCCCUGAAAACCCUGUCCCGGCAGCUUAUGAAGAUUCAUGGGCUGCGCUUCAGUGGGUGGUUUCCCAUUGUAAUGGGCAAGGCUCCGAACCUUGGCUGAAAGACCACGCUGAUUUUCAGCGAGUUUUUUUGGCGGGAGACAGUGCAGGGGGCAAUAUUUCACACAACUUGGCUGUACAAGCCGGGGUUGAAGGGCUGGGUGGUGUGAAGCUGCAAGGAAUUUGUGUAGUUCAUCCAUAUUUUGGGAGAAAAUCAGAAGAUGAUGUUGGCAAGGUUGAUGACAAUGCCAGUGGUGGUCGACCGGACGUGAGGCCCGGUGUGGAUAACUGGUGGCUUUAUGCGUGUCCAACAACUAGUGGGUUCAAUGACCCAAGGUACAAUCCGGCGGCUGAUGAGAGGUUAUGGAGGCUAGGGUGCAGUAAGGUUCUGGUUUGUGUUGCAGAGAAGGAUGCGCUGAGGGAAAGAGGGUGGUUUUAUUAUGAGACAUUGGGUAAGAGUGGUUGGAGUGGAGAGGUGGAGAUUAUGGAGACAGAGGGGGAGGGGCAUGUGUUUCAUUUGUUCAAGCCUAGUUGUGGAAGGGCCGUGACCCUGAUGAAAAGGAUCGUCUCUUUCAUCAAUCAAGAAUCUUUCGUUUUCUUCUUUUCUUCAAAAAUGGAUCCAAAAGCAACUGAAAUAGCUCACGAUUUUCCACCGUUUCUCCGAGCAUACACAGAUGGGCGGGUGGAGAGGUUUUUCGGCACCGACGUGGUUCCACCGUCGGUCGAUUCUGAAACUGGGGUUUCCACCAAAGACGUUGCAAAUGCAAUUGCACCUGAAAGAGGCGUAUCUGCGCGUAUCUUCAAGCCAAACACCAUCAAUCCAGACCAGAAGCUCCCUCUGCUGAUCUACUACCAUGGCGGAGCCCUCUGCCUGGGCUCUCCCUACUGCACCACAUACCACAACUACGUCACUUCUCUUGUCGCUGAAGCAAACAUCAUUGCAGUGUCUGUUGAUUACAGACUGGCACCUGAACAUCCCGUCCCCGUACCUCAUGAAGAUUCAUGGGCUGCAACCCAGUGGGUGGUUUCCCAUAGUCUCGGGCAAGGCCCUGAAGCCUGGCUGAAUGAUCAUUCUGAUUUCAAGCGAGUUUUUCUUGCCGGAGACAGCGCCGGAGCCAAUAUUGCCCACAACAUGGCUGCAAGAGCUGGGGUUGAAGGAUUGGGUGGUGUGAAGCUGUCAGGAAUUUGUCUACUUCAUCCAUAUUUCGGCCGCAGAGAAGCUGAUUGUGAUAGCCGCGGUGACGGUGACAGCCUCGUCGAUAAGAAGCCAGGUGUGGAUAACAGGUGGCUUUUCGUGUGUCCAACCUCGAGCGGGAUAAACGACCCAAUAAUAAACCCGGCAUCAGACCAGAAUUUACGAAAAUUAGGGUGCAGUAAGGUGCUGGUUUGUGUAGCAGAGAAGGAUGGACUGAGAAAAAGGGGGUGGUUUUAUUAUGAGGUAUUGGGUAAAAGUGGUUGGGGUGGGGCGUUGGAGAUUGUGGAGACGGAAGGAGAAGAUCAUGUGUUUUUUUUGUUCAAGCCUGGUUGUGAGAAGGCUGUGGCUUUGAUGAAAAGGCUGGCCUCUUUUAUGAAUCAAGACUAGGCUCAACGGUUUGUGUUGGGUGAUGGCUACAUCUUUUGGCCAAAUGCGAUAUGGGGAAGAAGGCCCAAACUUGUAUUUGGGAUUGGCUAGUUUAAUUGCCAUUUCUUAAUAUGUAUUUGGAUAAUUUUAUCUACCUACUUAUUAUAUCGACGCUUUUAUGAAUAAUAUGUAUGCUCCUAACAAAUUUCUAUAGGAAAAAAUGAGAAAUUUUGGGGGGUUUCACAUGGUAGACGCCUUAUACAUGUGGAGGAAACUUUUAGGAGA
Vitis vinifera (wine grape) is the source of this 2549-nucleotide messenger RNA. RefSeq lists its product as uncharacterized. The record is from RefSeq and is a predicted model, not a curated record. Gene Ontology annotation, molecular function: hydrolase activity. NCBI's taxonomy places the organism in Eukaryota, Viridiplantae, Streptophyta, Magnoliopsida, Vitales, Vitaceae.